Molecule: messenger RNA, 2325 nt
Organism: Daldinia decipiens
Lineage: Eukaryota; Fungi; Ascomycota; Sordariomycetes; Xylariales; Hypoxylaceae
Exons: 2
Coding region: 395-1732 (445 amino acids)
Source: RefSeq, a predicted model, not a curated record
CACUACACGUAUAUAGAUUCCCGCAAAUAGCGCUGGAAUCUCCACCACGGGCCUAAGACACAUGUCUUCGCCAUGGCGCUAGCAACGUGUACUAGAUGUAUAACAAAGAACAAAGAGAGGUAAAUCUUUAAAUACAGUAUCUACUAUACAGUACUAUACAAUAUAUUCACGUUGGAUUGCGUUGUACAAGAACUUUCAGCCGCACUUCGGCAUUCCUUUCCUCUGCAGCACACAUGCCGUCUUCGGCCCUAUUUCCGAUUUCUAUAAUUAUAAUUAAUAUUUUUUUUUGUUGCUACAGACUGAUGUCACAGAGCAAAGCUGAUAAGCACCUCGACCGACUCAUCACGGCUUGAACGGUCCCGCAUAAUCCGGAAAGUGCCCCGUCAACCCCGGAAUGGCCAGCCCUAGCCAAGGUUUGGUCCAUGAUGACUCGGAACCUCUACGUGAAGACCAUGUUGCUAGCUCGUUUGACCAAAGCGACGAAGAAGGCUUCGGCGGGUCGAGGGCUACGGAAGAGAUUUCGCGACAGAGGAUAAGCUCAUGUACGAUCGGAUACGAUGAUCACAUCGACAGCGGGUACACUCACCAGUCUGUACUUGACUAUAAAGACAAGGGCAAAGCUCCUGUAAGGGUCCACAGGGAUUUCGUUGACAGAAGAUAUCCGUACGCAGACUUUACAAAUCCCGAAAGUCGAAAUGAGAAUCUGGAGUCCCCCGAAUCUUCCGCUGCAUCUAGCGUACUUGAUGAAUCCUUAUCCGAGCAUGGUAUCAAACUAAAGACCCGGCUGCUGUCCCCCAAACCUAGCCUCGAGGCAUUAAGCGUAGAGUCCGACUGUGAAAGCUUUAGGACAGCAUCGCCCAAGCUAUAUUUAGACGAGGACCAAGAGCGGAAACAGGAGCAGGAGCAGGAGCAGGAGCAGGAGCAAGAAGCAGAAUCGGAUCACGAACCGGAGCCGCAGCCGCACUCUCAGCCACAGCCGUACCCGGCCGACCAAGAUCCGGUUGCAAGUGGGCCGCACACUAACCAGGAAGCCGCGUCACCGACUUUCCGGCCGCUCAGGUUCGGAGAUCCCGGGUGGGAGAAAUCGGCGGAUCGGCCGCCGGAGAAGCUACCUAUUCGAUUCAAAGAUGCCGUGGGCCGUAAAUUCAUCUUCCCUUGGGAAAAGGCUAAAACUUGGGCGGGCAUGGAACGUCUAAUCCGAAAUUGCUUUGUCUAUGUCGACGUGAUCGGACCCCACGUAAUCAAGGGGCACUACGAUCUCUUUACCUUUCACCUCCCCUUCUCGACAGAAACCGGCUUUGAAAUGGCACCCCAGGCUGUGUCAGAACCGGUAGGCGUGCAACAUCCCGGGAUGGAGCCUCAUAUGGCUGGUACAUCACACCAGCCUCCGGUUCCGCAUGCUCCAACCCCGCCGCCAGCUCCCACACUUACACCCAUAGAACAAUCGGCCGUCACUAUCCUACCUGAGCUCUGGGAGGAUCUGGUCGAGCCAGGCAUGUUUAUACUGAUGCAAAUGUGGCCUAUGGCACCUCCGGCACCACCCCCUCCACCAAUGCAACACCCUCCUGGUCCUCCCGGUAUCUUAGGAUAUGUUGGCGGCAGAGGCCGAGGCAGGGGUAGCGGUGGAGGAAGGGGCAUGGGCCCGCCUCUGGGACCACCUCCUGGGUGGAUGGUGGUAGAAAGACCGCCGAAGCCGAGGGGCAAGACGCGGAAGCGGCGGGAUGGCCCAUAGAUGUUAUACGAUAUACGAGUUCUUUACGCUAGAAGUGUAUGGUUGGUUACUGGGCUAAAGUGAGUUAGGACAAUAAUGCAGUUUUCUAAUAGCUGCUACAUAUGGUGGUAUGCUUUGAAACCAUCUUAGGUGGGGAGUAAGUAAGUAAAUAAGUAAGUGAGCGAUCACUGUUUGUUUACUUGGGGAUCAAUAUAUCUACAUCAUGUACAUAGUCGACGUACAUAUAAAAGUGGAAUGGAUGAAUGAAUGGAAGGAUGAAUUUGAAGGUGACGAUGGUUUGAUUCCGAUGAGAUUCACGAGGUCAUGACGAUACCUACCUACAUAACGUGGAUAUGUACUAUGGUAUGUAUAAAAUACAAGGUACCUAACCUAGAACCUCGGUUGCGAUAUCUUGCGUGUUUUACAGAAGAGAGAUACAUACCUACAUAGGUACACUACCCGGAAGCUCAAAAGUGGGCCCUAGCAGGGCUUAGCUCCCAUGCAAUGGUAACGUUAUUGGUGUGUGGAUACAUCAAAAGACAAGGGUCUCGCCUGCGUUGAUACGAGUUGAAGUUGAUUAAAAUAGCUAGGUAGGUUAGUUAAUCGUAGAGCUC